CUGAAAUUACAAUAGAUGGUAAAACUUUUGCGGAGAAAUAGCUGUUACUGAAAGCGAAGCUGACUUACGUGCCUUAGCUCAACAUUUGCCCCAGCGAAUUCUCAAGAAAUAUUUUAUCAUGGCGCCUAGCGAACGGGAGUCAAUGGGUUCGCCAUUUGUUUUUAUCCUCUCUGUGGGCGCGAUUCAAAUUUUCGGGAUCUUGGCCAUGGUUCUCACUGGCAUAUGGAUGGGAAAAUAUCUCGGUGGAUUUGCUUGGGAUGGAACAGCUUACGAGUUUAACUAUCAUCCUCUAUGUAUGGUUAUCAGUAUGGUGUUUUUAUACAGCGAAGGUAAGCUCAGAACGUUUUCGCGUUCGAACUCUCACAACAGCCCUUUUACAAUUACGUCUUGAACGCCCACGAAAAGUUGAUGAGAAUUAUGUAAUAUUUCACUCUCAAAAAUGCUGCUCAGAAGCUAAUACUUUUUACUUUAAUAUCUGUUGAAUUCUUUUUUAUUUUUAGCUGUGUCGUUAUCUGAAUUUGUUUCGUGAAUAUUUAAUGUCAUUUUCAAAAGGCCAGCAGCUGAAAUCUUAAACGCCCCAAAGGAUGCUGCGAUGGCUCCGCUUAAUCUUAUCAUCAUAGUGUUGACGGGUAGAUGGUGAUCCACAGAAUUAAAAGAAUAGGAUUAAAGUAAAUAACAGCAUUUAAAAUUUGAAAUGUUCUGAAUUUGAGAUUGCUCCUUGUACAAUGUACAUGUAUCUAUGUGUUCAAGAAGUACGAGUUGCAAUCGUUAAAUAUGCACGGGUAUCCAACCAAAACAAACGUAAUCAAGGAUGUUAUACACCUAUUUUCUAGAAUCUAUAACACGGAGAGAAAUCAAAACUUUCACAAUUUCUUUAAUUGCUGCUGGUACGAAAUGGGGCGGCUGUCAUAUCACUUCCCGCAGAUGCAAGCAAAACUUGAUUCAAUUUUAUUUUCGCCUGACACUCAGUUACCCAUCUGCAGCAAAGGCAUUCAUUGUGUGUCUUAGCUACAGUGCAUGUUCUUAAAAGAUUGAAUGAGAACCAUGGUGAAGUUUGUUAUAAAGGGUUACCGUGCUGCUUGUCAGAUGUUUGGUUUACAACCUAUAGAAUCUAAUUUGCCUUUACUUUCACAUUUCUCCGUACGUUCAUUGCGUUCUGAGCUACAGUACAUGUACGUAAAAAAUGUUUUGUCAUUUAGCAGGAAACUGACGCGUGCCAUUGUAACUGCAGCUGGGUUUUCUUAAAGUAUCAACGUUUAUAGUAAAAUGUGGCUACAUGUUGCAGAAUUCUCUAGUUUAAAUAAAACUCUUUUCACCUGAACAGUAGUAUUCAUAUUGUUCACACUGUUUUUUUUUUUUUUUGUUGUGUUACCAAAAAGGAGAAUUUGUUUGAUAAUCAGCAGCUCCUAAAAUUGGUGAUCAUUUUCUUUAUUCUUGAGACCUUUAAAUUUGAUUCAGUGGUGAUGCAUUCAGGAAAAAUCAUAGAAGCCAGUCUCCUUUAGGGGUUGGUUUUUCACAAUUAUCUUCUACCAUUAAAUUUUUUAAUGAAAACCAUGGUGAAGUUUUGUUAUUAAAGGUUACAUGCUUGUCAGGUGUUUGGUUUACAACUGACCACUUGUAAUUUCUCCUUACAUUUUUACCUUGCUGAAUCACACAUUUAGGUCAUUAGAAUAAAGGAAAUGAUUACCAUAUAAAAAAGCUAUUUAUUGUUAAGCAAAUUCUCCUGGUUAGAAUCUUAAGAAAUCCUGAGAGAACUGUAUGGAGAAUAUUCCUACUGAUGUUAGGGUGUAAAGGGUUGAAAUAAACUAGAGAAUAAUGGCACAGCGGCAAAAUGAGUGCACAUGCUUGUAACACGCAAGAAAUUUUUAUGCACGCAAAAGAAUGGGAACUACAAUAUUUCUGUAGUAACACUAUGGAGGCAAAUGGCUGCAUUUUUAAAAUUCUCAUUGUUUGUUUUCAUUUCAUGGGGAUAAGCCCAAAUCAAAACAGAUAAGGUUGCCAUUUUCAGGAAAGUUUCUGUCAAACCUCUUCUGUCACAUAUCUCACUCAACAAAAAAAAAAAAUGCAUUAAGGGGUAGAGCAUCUGUAUCAUGGCAAUGUUGGUCAUGGCACCUGUUAUCAUUUAAGCACUUUUUGUCCUUUCCUACUCAGUGGGCAAACCCCCUGGAAAAAAAAGUUUGUUGUCUCAGUGAAAAACAGCACACAUCAGUUUUGUUUCCAGAGAAAUAAUAAUGGCAACUCUGAAUACUCAAUUGGCUCAAGUAGCUGUUAGCAUGCGCACUCAUUUAGCUGCUGUGUUGAGGGAAACAAGGAUGAUUGAGAAUGGAGUUAAUGAAUAAGUCUUGUGAUUGUCAAACAUAAAAACUGAGCUGCAAAAAUCAUCAUAGCUACUUUAAACUAUAUCAAAUUUUUCAGAGAUGGGUUUGGCAAGCUCAUAUUACAGUAUGCUAUCACAUUCCCUUUUUGCAGCUAUGAUUGUGUAUCGAGUGUUUCGCCAUGAAAACAAAUUCUUCAUCAAGCUGGUUCACUUUGGUCUUCAGCUAGUAGCCUUUGUAAUUGCAGUCCUGGGUCUAAAGGCCGUGUUCGACUUCCAUAACCAUAAUGGAAUUCCUAAUCUCUACAGCCUCCAUAGCUGGUGUGGGUUGUCAACCAUAAUUCUCUUCUCUUGUCAGGUCAGUAAGUGAUGUGCAUGUUGUGAAAGUAGAUUUGAGAGAUAUAAGUUCAGGAGGCACUGCAGGAUAGAAUUAAUCAAAUUAGUUCUGUUUUCAGUGAUGUAUCUAAUCAGGUGAUUAAACACAUAGAAUAUCAUAUUUACCUGUGUAUAAUGCGCGUUUUUUUUCUAUAAAAAUAACCGUCAUAUAUAUAUAUAUAUUUAUAUUAUUUAUAAUUUUUAAUGAAUAAUAAUCUAUUUUGUUAACAAGUAGCUAACCCUUUAGUAUGUUAUGUAGCAUAAACUCACAGAGGCUGAUCACGAAGUGGGCUCCCAAACAUUUCAUCAAGCUUUGCAGCAGGGGCAGCAUUAGAAUUUGGUCCCACCCAUAAUUUACCUAGUGCUCUAAGAUUGAAAUUCACCAUUUUCCCCGCAUUUAGGAGCACAAACUAUACUUCAGUGACCCAGAAGUUAUCACUUUUUAGAACACGGAAACAAGAUUUGAUGCAGUACCCCAGUGCAUAAUUAGUUAUGGAUUAGAUCUACAUAUUUUGCUAGUUGAAAUGGAUGUAUUUUAUUUUUUAGAAAAUAUGUGAGGAAAAUGUCUUGUAAUUCUUUGGUUGAGAUUUAGACAGCAGUUCCACAAAGUUGUCUUAACAGCUGGUCAAUUUGUACUGUGCCUGGCCCCUUAAAUGAAACUCAUUGAAACCACGAAUUCUACUGAUAGACUGCUGAACAGAAUUAUGACUGGCUAAGGAAUUUGUCCUAUUUGUCUUAAUUACUUCAGCGCAACUGAAUUGGUCAUACCUUUUUUGCCUUUCUCUCCAGCUUCUUUUUGGUUUUGUGAGCUUUCUUUUCCCCAAGCUGCCAGACGGUCUUCGUGCAGCAUACCUUAAAGUACAUGUGUUCUUUGGUAUGUUUAUUUUUAUGAUGGUCAUUGGCACAGCGCUCAUUGGAAUCAACGAGAAGCUUUUCUUCCAGUUGAGCACAAAGUAAGUGAGUCAUGGACUGGUCAUUCAAUCCUUAAACUCCCUUGAGAGACCAAGACAGAAUUUCUCCUUACAAUAUCAUUACAAUAUCAAGCAGAAAAGUGAUGAGAUCGAAUAAGGAAAAAAUUCAAUCAGGGAAUUAUUAGUUGAUCUGAUACCAAAUUCUCCAAACUAACAUCAUAAAAAUUGUUUUUUAAACAAUUGUAAUUGUUAAUUACAAUAAAUCUUUGUAUGAACCCUUCCAUGAAGACAUGAGCCUCCUGUAUUAUUUAGCCUAGCUUUUUCAAUGAAUUCCUAUUAGUUUAAGGGUUUUUUAGAGUAGCUGGCAAGUAGGUGCUAUUGAGGUUGAUAAUACAUGAGCCUUUAGCUCAGUUCCUUUCAAAGAUUCCCUCUCAAUAUUUUACUUUUUUCACAUUGUUCUUUUUUUUUUUGCAUUCCAUCCUCAAAUCCUCUGACUUCAUUCUGUGUUGAGAGUGGAGAAAGACAAACCAGUAGUUCAUAGUCCUCACAACAUUUAAAAUAGAAUACACACAGUAUAUAUGCUGUAGAACUUGUCAAGAGCUACAUGUGAUACUGUAGGUAGGGGAAGGGUAUAUUCUCUCCAAAUAGACACAGUACAUACAGUAUACAUGUGGGCACAGUGUUAAUUUAUGAUUUGGGUGUAUCAUGUUGUAAGGAGAAAUUAGAUACUAGUCACUCUUAGGGUUAACCUAUUGACUCCAAAAGUGACCAAGUGAUGAGAGUAAAGAAAAAUGUCACUUGAGGGAUUACUAGUUUAUCAAAAUUAAUUCCCAAAUUCUCCAAACUAAUUUCGUUAUAUUUAAUAUUGUAGAGAGUAAGGAGAAUUAUUGAAUGGGGGUUCUUGCGAAUGAAAGGGUUAAAUCCAAGAGGUUAUAUGGCUUGGUAAUAAAAUCAGUUUUGAUACUGGUGAUGCAGCUAGGCUAUCUUAUGUACUUUAACAGUAGCCAAGCAAUUAGCAAAUUCUUAGGCUCUUAAUUUGAAUAACAAAUGGAAUUGGUAGUAUUGAUCUGCCAGUGGAAUGUGCUUGUUUUUUGUUCUUCCACUGUUUACUUUUCUUCUGACUACACCUUUCAUCUACCUUUCAUUGCCAAAUUGAGCUGACAGUAAGUUAAUUUUUGCAGAUAUUCCACACUACCUGCUGCGGGGCAACUAGGCAAUGUGCUGGGCAUCACACUUAUCAUUUUAGCUGGCACAGUCAUGUUUGUGGUGACAAACUCUGCAUUCAAGAGGGUUGACACAGAUGAAGAACGUGUGUCCUUGAUGAAUGACAAAUAAUUGAACAAUAUUCAUUAUUUUACAGUGGAGCCUUGUUAUCUUGAAUCACCAGUAUAGAGAAUAUAUGAUCACACUUUCAACACAUUAUCCAACAAAAAGGUAAUGAGAGUGAAUAAAUAUAUGAGCUGGAGGCUGUUUGCUUGAUACAAAACCAAAUUCUCUAACUUCGUUUAAAAAGAGAUUCAUAGUGGCCCGAAGGGAGAAUUACUAAAUCAUGAUCAGAUCAUGGAAUAGUUGAAUCCACCCCUGAAAUGUGUCCUUGUGUGUGUGGUGAGAAAAAGGUUAAGAUAUUAAGGGCUUGAGAUAUCCAGACUCCACUGCAUUAAAAAUAUUGAUUUUAAAAAUAAUAGUUAUUUGAAGGAUUGUUUGAGCCGCAAAAGAAAAAUAAUCUUUACUUAACCUUUUAACUCCCAAAAGUAAUUAACAUGCAACUUCUCCCUAAAAUAUCAGUACAUUUUUCAGCAAACACGUUAUGAGAAUGUUCAAACUUAUUAGGUAGAAUUUGUUGUAUUCAUCUUACCCCAAAUUUUCACAACUAAUUUACAAGGAAAUGUGUAGCAGCUGGAGGGGAGAAUUAGCAAUCAGAUCUUGGGAGUUAAAGGGUUAAGAGACCAGAUAACAUGCCUUGAAUGGAGUGGUGUUCUGAAAACAGAUUUUGCAGUUUGCAUUAGGGACCUAUAAUAAUUUUUACAGUUGUCUGUUCAAGCAGCUUAACGAAAUUAAAGAAGCAAAAUUGUAACUUUUUCAAAUUUUGUGACUUGUUGAGUUAUGUAGUGAGGAGCUUCCUGUUUCGUCAACUGGAGAAGUGCAUUGUUAGUAAGGUUGAAUGAGCAACAUUCAAAUCAACACAUCAAGACUAAUAGAAGUAUUUGAAAGGAUUUUUUUUGGGGGGGGGGAGGAAUUUUUUUUUUUACAGAUUAAGAGCAAUCUCUGAAAUUGACAAAAAUAAAGCACUGUCAAUUUUAUCAUGCUCCAUCACCAUGGUAACAGCUAUGUACCCAGUGGAUAGUGAUGUUUAUUGUCUAAACAGUCAGGACCAAUGGUGGAUAAAUUUUAGGUAUAUAUUAAAUUUCCAGUCAUAAAAAAUUGAGAAUACAGUAUUAUAGAGCUUAAAAGAGGGAUGAUUAAUUUAUUAGUUGCCCAUAAAUGACUAACCAGGAAAUGAAAAACCAUUUCAUUGAAUUCAUUGUUUAUUUUGUAAUUUGUGAUGGUCUGCUAGUGCUGAUAGUAAUGGGUUUAACUCCAUGAGCUAUCAUUAUGUUAAUGGUAUUUUAAGUAAUAUUUUUCAUGCUAAUAUACGAAAAUUGUUUUGUUUACUGAAAUGGUUAAAAUGAGUGCCAUCCCCUGGACAAGAGGCUUGGCCAAUUGUUACUUUAUUUAUCUAUUUAUUGAUGUCUCUAACACAUACAUUCCAUUACAAAGUUGUGGUGUAAUUGUCUCUCAGCAAUUUCAAGGCUUACAAGUGAAAAUUUAAAUGUAGUUUCUAUAAAUGUUCCCAUAUUUGCUAGCAGAAUGUUAUAUUAUGAAAAUUAAGUGUGCCCUUUGAAAGGGCUUGCAAAAUCAUUUUAGUUCAGAGGGCUCUAUUCCUGAAAAAAAAAAAAAAAAAAAAAAAAAAAAAAAAAAAAAAAAAAUGAGGAUGAAUAGUUAUGAUUGUUUUUACAUCAAAAAUAAAUGAGAACAUACUUCCAUUACCUCCCCAAAUAAAUUAUAUGCAAUCUUCUGGACACUAAGAUUGAAUUAUUAUGCUUGCCACAGCCUGUUUAAGGCAUUUGAGUUGUUUAUAUAUUUACUCUUUUACUCUCAAGUGACCAGCUUCUAAUUUCUCCUUACAUUAGCAUACCUGAGUCAAACAUUAAGGUCAUGAGAAUCUAGGAAAUGAUUGCCAACUUUUAAAGCUCUUGAUUUUUAGACAAAUUCUCCUUGUCAGUGCUUGAGGAAAUGUCUAGAGUUCAAUAUGGAGAAUAUGCGUACUGAUGUUCAGAUGCAAAGGGUUAAAGGUAGGCCAUGGGAUAUUAUAGUAAUAAUUAUUGUAAUAUUAUUAUCAUUAGUCAAUUAUUUUCAUGUUGUCUGAAAAGAUCUGAUUCAGUAUCUUAGAAUAGAAUAAAGAU
Molecule: messenger RNA, 7043 nt
Organism: Pocillopora meandrina
Lineage: Eukaryota; Metazoa; Cnidaria; Anthozoa; Scleractinia; Pocilloporidae
Source: the annotation of a GenBank genome assembly